Messenger RNA from Saccoglossus kowalevskii, 4273 nucleotides. RefSeq names its product gem-associated protein 5-like. The record is from RefSeq and is a predicted model, not a curated record. Lineage: Eukaryota; Metazoa; Hemichordata; Enteropneusta; Harrimaniidae. Gene Ontology annotation, cellular component: nucleus; SMN complex. Gene Ontology annotation, biological process: spliceosomal snRNP assembly. Gene Ontology annotation, molecular function: mRNA 3'-UTR binding; protein binding.
UCGCCAAAUUGGUACUGCAGCAAAGUUAGUGACACAAAUAAGUAUGGAGACUUUGCCUUUGGUGCACGGAAUCUUGUAUACUUGUUCAAUACGAGAAAAAAUCCUCCGAGUUUCCGCGGCACGUUGACAGGACACUCAGACCGUGUGACAGGUGUUGCGUUUUGUAAACACGUGGACCAUGCCAAAUUAUUAGCCAGUGCAGCCGAUGACCACCAUGUGAAAUUAUGGGAUAUCGAAGCAGAAGUGGCUCUUCAUGAGCAUAAUUGUCACCAGUCAAAGAUUACAGCCAUCGACUGGUCAGGUGUUGAUAAACAUCUUCAUUUACACCUUUGAUGAGACGGGUGUAAUAAUACAAUGGAAUUACGUGAGUGGAGAUACAAAACAGUUUUUUCCAGAGAAUGGCCACAUAUUCAGUUUGGCCUGCAGUCCACAUAAUGUCCAAUUUCUUGCCGUUGGGUACAAACUCGGUAAUAUAUUGAUAAUUGACAUUAAGAACAGGGGAUGUGUAAUACACAAAUUGAGAGGUCAUGAUGAUGAAGUUCACUCAUUGUCAUGGGCACCAACUCUGGGAGAAGACAUCAGACAGAAAAAAGGAAAGAAAAAAGAAGCAGGAAAUGGUGAAGGGGCAGUUGAUGAUCAGUCAGAAGAAGAAUUGGGAAAUGAAAUUCCUUCAUCCACUGAUGGUUGUUUACUGGCUUCUGGAAGUCGAGAUAGAACCAUUAGACUAUGGAGUACGUCUAAAGGAAAAGCUGUGCUAACACUGAAACUUCCUUCAAAAGCCAGCGGUUUCAAAGGCAAAAUGGAAGACACUGGGAAAUCUAGAGUCUGGUUGACUCUUUACUGGCCUAAGAACAAACCCCGAGAACUACUGUCCAGCUCUCAUGGAGGUGACUUGUUGAUGUGGGAUUUAUGUAAACCUGGAAAGCAGAAAUGGAAACUGCUAGGACAGAGUGAUGGCAAAGGUCAUAACCGGAUUGUAUUUAAUAUCGUACCGGGUGGUGAUGCAGCACUGAAUACUAUAGUAACAGUGUCCAUGGAUAGACAGAUUAUUUUGUGGAAUCUCAAAAGCUGCCGAGCAGUGAGCACAAUACCAACAUUGGGUGGGUUUGUAUACACCAUUGUGGCAUCACCUAUCGACCCGGGCAGGCUCGCUGUAGGUGUUGGGGAUAAUAUGAUACGUAUCUGGAAUACAUCAUCACCAUCAAACACAUAUGAUGUCACUGUGAUAUGGCAGGGAAUUAGGUCAAAGGUCACAGCUUUAUCAUGGCAUCCAUUCCGAGAAGGUCAUCUAGCAUAUGGUACAGAUGAUGGUAGAGUUGGUAUACAUGAUGUAUUCUCACAGAAACCUGCUAGUGUGUCCAAUUCCUACCAUAAAAGGACUGUGUACUGUGUAGACUGGGGUCCUCCUUGCCCUCCAAUAGACAACAAAUCUUCCCCUAGUCACUGUGUGUAUAGUUGUGGUGGUGAGGGUAUCAUACUACAACAUAAUCCGUAUAGACUGGCCGAUGAUGCUAUUGAUAUCAAUUCUGUCAUUAGGAAAACUAACAAUAUAAAACACAAAGUACCUCAGAGAAGUGAAGUGUCGUGGAAACCUGAUGGUACGGUGUGUGCAGUUGGCAACGAUGACGGUUCAGUGGAGGUAUUUCAAGCCCCACAUCUUCUGCUGCUCUGCACUAUUCAAAUCCACCAUAAAAUCAUCAAUCGUAUCGAGUGGUAUCCUGACUUCACACACAGUAAACGUAGCAGUAAACACAGCUCGGUACCUGAUAUUGAUAGCGGAGAUAACGAGGACUGCAGAAACUGGUUAGCUGUUGGUGGAAAUGAUCCACCAAUACACGUUUAUGAUCUAACAGCUAUCUUAUGUGCUGGAGUUCCUCUGCAUACACCGGUUACUGGCAGUUAUAUUACACUUAAUGGACAUUCUCAACGAGUGACUGGGUUGUCGUGGAGUCCCCAUGGUGAUAAGAAAUUGGCCUCUGUUUCUUAUGAUGGAACUGCUCAGGUAUGGGAUGUAAUGAAUGGAGAACCCAUUGCUAACUACCGUGCUCACCAUGGCAGACUGUUCAGUGUCAUUUGGAGUGUGCUGCAUCCUGAUGUAGUGUACACUGGUGGUGAAGAUUUCACACUACAGAAAUGGAGAAUAUCCCAGCAAGAAUUCAUCAAACCGCCUAAAAAUAAAAGAGCAGCUCAGAGUUCUCAACGAACUGGUAAAAGCCGUGGAAGAGGUAAAAACAGACAGAAUAGGGAUGUAAAAUCAAGGAUACCACCUCUACAGGACACCUUAGUACCUGUUGAAUGCGUGGAAAUGAUGCAUGGAGUCGUUCCACAGAUCUCCCCCGAAGAGGCAUUAAACUACUACGGGAUUGUGACUGAUAACCAGUAUGCGCCCUCUGUAGGCCAGAUACUACCUAGUGAGAAAAAGAUAAUUUCCAGUCAACUGUUUGAAGUUAGUAUGGCAAAUGUGGCUGCCUCUGAGAGCAGUGCUGCUGAUGUUAUGGAAACUGCUUUCACUGGUGCCAAAAGAGCAGAUAAAAGAAGAAAGAAACAAAAAUCUUUGUUUCCAAAUUGCAGUUCACUAGAUAAUAGGGGUAAACAUUACGUACAAGAAGACUGCCGGUAUCUAGCCAAGACCAUCUAUAGUGCCGGCAGUGAUCUGUCUAUUGGUCAAGGUGAACAUACCAAUCUAGGAAUGUUUUCUGACAGAAAAGCUGCAUUUAGGAUGUUCAAACAAGAAGGUGAUUAUCAUUUGGAGCAAGGCAAUAUAGACAACUUCAUCCAAUUGGAAAUCUGGAAGGGAAAUAUUGGAAGAGCCCUACAGGUUGCCAAGGAUAAAGGACAGCUCAAUGAUUGGCUGGUGUCAAUGGCACCUUUAGGUGGUCAGAACCUCUGGAUCCAGUCAUGUGAAUGCUACGCAAAGCAACUGUGUUCACAGGAACAGUACAUGAAAGCAGUGUCCUAUUACCUUUCAGCACACAAAGUAUAUGAUGCAAUCAACGUAUUAAAGGAACAUAAACUUUACAAGGAAGCCGUAGCUUUAUCUAAAGUCAGAUUAUCACCUAAAGAUCCUGUCUUGUUAGAACUGUACUGGGAAUGGGCUGCACACUUGGAAUCUGAUGGUAACUAUGAACAGGCUGCUAAAUGUUAUUUAGCUACUGAUAACCGAUGUGAUGCUAUCAGAUCACUCGCCAGAAGGGGAGAUAUCACAUCUCUAAAAAUAGCAUCCCAGGUGGCUGUGUAUGCAAAUGAGCUAGAUCAAGCUUCCUCAUUGGCUCUUCAGUGUGCCAAUCAGUGUCAGGAGAGUGGUGAUUGGCUGCAGGCUCAUGAAAUGCUCUUAACUCUUCCCAAUUUGAAGGGACAUCAUUUACAGCUAAUACUACAUGAGAUGCUGGUCAAGUCACUUCUACAAAUGAACUUUAUAUCGAGUGAAGCUUACCAAGAUGUGCUUUUCACUGAUCAUCCAAUCACAAUGCAGGACCGAAUGCAAAGAUGGUGUAAUGCCUUGAGUCCAGGGGUCAAAGAAUACCUGCAACCCAAGGCAUGUGGAGAUGACUUUUCCAGGUGGCCAAUCUGUACUUUUGACAACGGUGACUUAUUUUAUUGUCGAGCAAUACGAAUCUGGUUACAUUACCACAAUAUAGAGUACGAUGAACUCUCUGAUGUUUAUGAAGCUUUAUCUCAGUCCAAACCAACGAGAAAAGAACAUCUAUCUCAGAAAGAGAUUCUGCUGCAUCUGUCACAUGAGAUGACCUUGGCAUUGCUAUCUCUUGUGACAUCACAGACCCCUGUCAAUCAUUGGUUUCAAGCCAUUAUACUAUGUCAUGAAAGAGGAUACUAUGACAUGGAACAGAAUAUCUUUACUAUUAUGUUGCCUCAGGGUUGGAAGACGUUUUCGCUUCUAAGAAUGUUGAUGAAAGAAGGUACAUACUAUAAAGAUGAAAACGUGCAUAGUCAACAGUUGAAUAAACUAGACAGCUUAGAAGCAUACUACUGCCUCCUAGUUGUAUAUAGUUUAUGGUGGUCAAGGGAAGACAAUAAAAAGAGUCAACAGUUGGCUAUGUCUGGAAUGAUUGGUGGUGGUGAUAGCUACAAAGCAAAUGGUGACUCUGCUCAGCAUGUUGCAGAUGGAGAAUGCAAAGACCUUGCUGAAGGUGGUGUCACUGACAUUACUAAAUAUGGAUUUUCUUCAGACAGAGAUGCCGAACAAGAAAAAGACACUGACAUAAGUGAAUCUCGAUCUGAUGCUGAGGUAGCCUUACAAGGAUUGAAUGGAUGA